ACUCUGCAGAUCAAUGACUUUACGAAUUUACUCUGCCAUAACGUUUUAGAUGAGAAUUCGGCAUCAUUUAAAAAUAUCUUUAAAUUUUCAACACUGAGAACAUCAACCCAAACAGAGCUGGUAUAAUUAAAUGCAACGCGUUGUUUUCUUUGAAAAAUUGUUACUAAGAAAAAGUAAAGAUUUUAAAAGUGCAAGAGAUACAAUUUAUUGAAUAACAGUCUAAGCGUCACGCACAAAACAUAUCCAAUUUCUACAAACUGUAGAAAAUAAUAAAAACGAUGAAAAAAAAAAUGGAAACAAUAACACUGAAAUUGAGAUAGCCUGCCUCAAGCCUGCAAAUAAAACUCAUGGAGUUGAAAGUGUUGAUCUACAAUGCGUAAUAAUGAGUUUACUCAGAAAAUGAUUUUUAAAAUGAAGAAGCAGCUUUUGUCAUCUUUUUUUAAUAUCACUGUUAACAUUAUAUUUGUUGGCGGCCUAAUUUUAUCAAAAAGUUCAAUUGAGUUCUGUGAAAAUACAGGAUCAAGCAAUGAUCUAAAGGAUCCUACAAAUGUAGUAACCCAAUCAGCAUGUGAAAAAAAGAUGGUUGUUUUGUUGUCUGUUGGAAAUAAGCAGGGAGAAACUGAAAAGCUUCAGGCUGUUGUUUCUGUUGUUCAAAACUCAGCCACAAAUGAAUUUGCAAGACUAUAUAAUCCAUUUAUGAUAACUGUUUCAAAAUCACCUGUUUAUCUUAACUUCCCAUUCUUUUUUAAUGGGAUAACAGUAAAUAAUCAACCUUAUGAAGAAAUAAUUUUGAGCAAAAAUCGUUGGUAUGUUUCAGAUAGUUCUCGUCAAUGUUUAGACCAAUGGCAAGUGGAAGAAGAAGAUGACGAACAUCCAACUUGUGGCUACCAAUAUACAAACAGCACUCAAAAACAAACUGAUGGAACAUGGAAGACUGUCAAAACAAGAAUUUGGGACAGCCAGGGAUUUUGUUGCUAUUGUACGCAGGAUUUAAAAAACUAUUAUAUUAAAAAAGAUAUUCAAGAUGCUAACAGAGCUGGUAUUAUUUGCAAACCUUUGACAAAUUCCCCUCAAGCAUCUGCUCAUUGCAUGAGAAUGAGCAACUUAUGGUACACUUUAAAUGAGUUUACUGAGUCCUACAGAGAUUUUUCGAUUUAUGUGAAAGCUUUUGACCAAAUUACAAAAGUUGUACAAAAUAAAUCAUACAUAGAUUAUGUUAAUGGUGGUGAGAUACUUUUAUCACCAAGUCAAAAAAGUGCAACUGGAUCUUACAACAGGAUAACAGGGAAUUAUGUUGGUGAUCUUCAACCUAUUAAAAGCUAUCCUGUAUUAACAAACAACUAUUUUUUAAUUCCAUUCAGCUCUACAAAUGUUGAUCCCAAAAAAGAACCUCAGUUAAAGAGUGGAAUUUCAAAGUGGAUGAUAAUACCUCGCGAUUUAGUCAGUACAGAUGCAAAGCAAUGCGAUAUGAUUGGUGUUGGUUAUUCAGCAUUCAGAAAUCAAGCUGCUUAUGGAACGGGUUAUGGAUGCAGAGCCAAAAAAGGAUCAUGUUUGGCUAAUCAACCUUAUAACAAAUUUAUGGAUGAUGAGGAUCGAUUAGAAAAAGGUAAAAUGCCUUGGUAUUUUCCAGCAAGGUAUGGAAAAUUAGCAGGUGUUAAACAAAAUAUUGGCGACAAUGAUAAAUACCUUUUAACAUAUGAGCUUGAUGAUGAACAAAUUAGCCUGGUUACAUUACAAAUUAGUGCUGAUGAUGUUGUAUUAGUCUAUAACAGAGCUACCGGUAUAAUAACACGCACUGCUAUUCAAGAUUUUGAAGCUCUCUCAUUGGAAGGUCAACUUAGUGUUGAUGUUUUGAAUACUGGUUAUGUUUCAUCUGAUUUUAGAAUUUCAAUCCCAUCAUGCACAUCUGGUGUUCAGCCAAUAGAAGAAAAGCGUAUCACUAUUGAUCCUCAGAUGACAGAGACUAUUACAUUCAAAAUGAUGACUUCCACAGAUAAAAAAAGCGCACAUGAUUGCACAAUUAAUUUAUAUGACUCAAAAAACAUGCUGCUACAAAGUCGCAAUUUUACAUUUUCUACAAAAGCACCAUGUGUUUGUGAAGUACAAUCAUGCAAAUGCGAUUGCUCCGAAGGUGGUGGCGUAAAAUGUGUGCAAGCUGAAGGAAAGUUUAUAGAUAAUCCAAAUCUCUUUGUACCACAAUCCACAGGUUUUUUGGACAAGCUGUGGAGUAGUAUAAAAUCCUUUCCGUCUAUUAUAGGUAACUUUUUUAGUGGAAUAUUUGGCUCUUUAUUCGGAGAUCUGGUUCAGUAUGCAAUAUUUGCAGCAAUAGCACUGGUAGUAAUAUGUUUGUGUUGCAAUUGUGGUGGUUUUAGAUUGCUCAGGAGAUUCAUUCCUAAAUUCAAUAAAAAAGGGUAUAAACAUCUUAAACUAAAAAGAUACCAAGAACAAAUAUAUAAGCCAAAAGAGAUUACUAAUGGAAAUCCAACUACAGCCAUGCAAAGUAUUACACCCGUACCUAGUAUGCCUAUACCGUCAAAUACCUAAUGCACCUACUCUAUCAUAUGUAAACACUAACGUAUUAUCCAAUGAAAGUUAAAAAUUGUUAACCUUAAAAUUCUCUAAAAACGAGGUUUUAUACCUUGUAACAAGAAUUAUUCAUUCAAAUGUUACCUCACAGUUAUAAAUGAGGUUAAUAACUAGUGUCUUGAAAUUUAAAAGGUGUCAUCUAAAUGUAUAAACAUUUUAAUUAGUUUUUACGUUUUGUCGUGGGAAGGAGUGUUGUAACUUGAAUUCUUAUUUGUUGUUUUGUUUUUUUGAUUUAUCAAAUAUUUUCGUAUUUUUUCAAAGUUAUCAAAGUUAUUA
Hydra vulgaris (swiftwater hydra) is the source of this 2862-nucleotide messenger RNA. RefSeq names its product hapless 2. Lineage: Eukaryota; Metazoa; Cnidaria; Hydrozoa; Anthoathecata; Hydridae. The record is from RefSeq and is a predicted model, not a curated record.